Populus trichocarpa (black cottonwood) is the source of this 2158-nucleotide messenger RNA. Its product is annotated as biotin carboxylase 2, chloroplastic. NCBI's taxonomy places the organism in Eukaryota, Viridiplantae, Streptophyta, Magnoliopsida, Malpighiales, Salicaceae. The coding region runs from base 263 to 1843 and encodes 526 amino acids. The record is from RefSeq and is a predicted model, not a curated record. Gene Ontology annotation, molecular function: ligase activity; metal ion binding; ATP binding. The transcript is spliced from 17 exons.
AAAGAGUAAAGAGAGGUUCUUAGCUUUGGUUUGGCAACCCAAACUCAACCAGGCGGAGCUUUCGAUCUCACACACUCUCUUACACUCUUCGUCUUUCCUCGUUUCUAUCGACAAGACAGCAAUCCAAACUAAAGUCCCAACAAAUAUCUUCCUUCCUUCACUUCUGUCUUAAAUACUCUCUCUCUUUCUCUCUUUCUCCCUGUGCUUUCUUUGUUUCUGAAACAAUCCAUCAUUUCUUGUUCAAGGCCUUUCGGGUUCCAAAAUGGAGGCAACAUUGCCUGUUUGCAAAUCUGUUACAUCUACUCCUGGUUUAUUCAUGAAGAGAAAUAGUGGAAUCAGGAAUUCUCAAUGCAGCUUUAUGGUGGGAACUAAGGUUAACUUUCCUAGACAAAGAACUCAGGCUACCCAAGCUAAUCACUGUGCUAAGAAGAAUGGAGGAGCUCUUGGGGUUACAUGUCGCGCAGAAAAAAUUCUGGUAGCAAACAGAGGAGAGAUUGCUGUUCGUGUUAUUCGAACUGCGCAUGAGUUGGGGAUUCCAUGUGUUGCUGUUUACUCAACCAUAGAUAAGGAUGCACUUCAUGUGAAAUUGGCUGAUGAGUCGGUUUGCAUAGGUGAAGCACCCAGCAACCAAUCGUACUUAGUGAUCCAAAAUGUUUUAUCUGCUGCUAUCAGUCGUGGAUGCACAAUGCUGCAUCCUGGAUAUGGUUUCCUUGCUGAAAAUGCUGUUUUUGUGGAAAUGUGCAGAGAACAUGGAAUAAACUUUAUUGGGCCUAAUCCUGACAGCAUACGAGUCAUGGGUGACAAAUCAACUGCUAGAGAAACAAUGAAGAAGGCAAAUGUUCCAACUGUACCAGGAAGUGAUGGCUUGUUACAGAGUACCGAGGAAGCAGUAAAGCUUGCCAGUGAGAUUGGUUAUCCUGUGAUGAUCAAGGCAACGGCAGGUGGUGGAGGACGUGGAAUGCGGCUUGCCAAAGAACCUGAUGAGUUUGUAAAGCUGCUACAGCAAGCUAAAAGUGAGGCUGCUGCGGCAUUUGGAAAUGAUGGAGUUUAUUUGGAGAAGUAUGUUCAAAAUCCAAGACACAUUGAGUUCCAGGUUCUUGCAGACAAAUUCGGUAAUGUUGUUCACUUUGGUGAGAGAGAUUGCAGCAUUCAGAGACGUAACCAAAAGCUGUUGGAAGAAGCACCAUCUCCUGCUUUGACUCCUGAGUUACGAAAGGCUAUGGGUGAUGCAGCAGUUGCAGCUGCAGCAUCCAUAGGGUACAUUGGUGUUGGAACGGUCGAGUUCCUUUUGGAUGAAAGGGGUUCCUUCUACUUCAUGGAAAUGAACACUCGAAUCCAGGUGGAACAUCCAGUAACUGAAAUGAUUUCUUCUGUCGAUUUGAUUGAGGAACAAAUUCGUGUAGCCAUGGGAGAGAAACUUCAAUACAAACAGGAAGAUAUUGUUCUUAGGGGACAUUCAAUUGAGUGCCGUAUCAAUGCAGAAGAUGCUUUUAAGGGAUUCCGACCGGGGCCAGGGAGAAUAACAGCAUAUUUGCCAUCUGGAGGUCCGUUUGUUAGAAUGGAUAGCCACGUUUAUCCUGAUUAUGUGGUUCCUCCAAGCUAUGAUUCCCUACUUGGAAAGCUUAUUGUCUGGGCUCCAACGAGAGAAAAGGCAAUUGAGCGAAUGAAAAGGGCUCUUGAUGACACUAUUAUUACUGGAGUCCCAACAACAAUAGAUUACCACAAGCUUAUCCUUGACAUUGAGGACUUCAAGAACGGAAAUGUUGAUACUGCUUUCAUACCCAAGCAUGAACAGGAGUUAGCAGCGCCUCAACAAAUUAUACUAGCCAAUUCAGCUUCAUAAAUAGAUCACUUCUCAAAUUACAACCUUGUUCAGCUAAUUUUCGAGCGCGGUUACACGAGGCCAGAGUUUUCCUGCAAAUCUGCCGGAAGCUUUCAUUUCAUUUGUGGUGUUUGGAUGCUUUUCCUUUGUUUUAGAACUUGUAGAUUUCGUGAGAAUUUGUCGCGAAAUUUUGAUGUAUUUUGUAUGUUUUCCUUUUAGUUUGGGUCGAACUGGUUUAAAACUCAUCCAUGCUUGCAUAAUCCUGGAAGUACGUAUUUAGUUCAGAGUUCAGACAUGCGAAAUUGUUCAAAUGAAGGGAGAUAUUUAGCUCAAUAA